GAGGAGGACGAGGAGGGGGAGGAGCCGGAGUAAAGGGCGGCGAGGGAGGGAGCAGAAGGGGGAAGCGAUCCCCGGACCCCCGGCAGGCCCCAGAACUCUUCAUCGUAGGAGCCAAGCUCUCCUCGCUCACCCUGUCUGGCACACCACAGAUUAGGCAGUCUUUGCUGGUCAACUACAGGACACUGGACCAUUUGGUCAGUGACUUGAGAAUUAGCUUAAGAAGGAACAUUCUCCUGUGCCUCUGAUGUCGUAGAGAGUUAGCUCUGGACCGAGGCUUCUGCCCCUGACUACACGUGGGCAACUCUUUCUGUGUGUUGAGUCACGUCAAGCGGGAAGCUGAAGCCGUUACUGUCCAAACCCUGUUUCUUCUUCCCAAGCAUGUCAGAAAGCUGGCAGCAACAGCCUCCCCCACCGGCCCCCCCACAGCAGCCUCCACCUCCCCCGCAGCAGCAGCAGCAGCAGCAGCAGCACCAUGCCGAGCCUCCCCCCACCUUGGCAGAACACUCGAUCCCGCCAAGCGCAGCGGAGAACCCCCUGGGCUGCGCUGUCUACGGUAUUCUUCUGCAGCCGGACCCCAACUUACAGCACCACCAGCACCCCCCCUUGCAGGCCCCGGCGGAGCCCACCCACAAAUGCGGGGUGUGUGGCCACGACCUGACGCACCUCUCCAGCCCCCACGAGCACCAGUGCCUGCCCGGCCACGACCGUUCCUUCCAGUGCACUCAGUGCCUGAAGAUCUUCCACCAGGCCACUGACCUCCUGGAGCACCAGUGCAUCCAGGUGGAGCAGAAGCCCUUCGUGUGUGGUGUGUGCAAGAUGGGCUUCUCGUUGCUCACGUCCUUGGCGCAGCACCACAACGUGCACAGCGGCAGCGUGAUGAAGUGCUCCAUCUGCGAGAAGACCUACAAGCCGCCCGAGCCCGCGCAGCCCACGCCGGCGCCCGAGCCAGUGGAGAAGCCGUACAGCUGCUCCAUCUGCCAGAAGCCCUUCAAGCACCUGUCGGAGCUGUCACGGCAUGAGCGCAUUCACACAGGCGAGAAGCCCUACAAAUGCACGCUGUGCGAUAAGAGCUUCAGCCAGUCGUCCCACCUGGUGCACCACAAGCGCACGCACAGCUCAGAGCGGCCGUACAAGUGCACCGUGUGCGAGAAGACCUUCAAACACCGCUCCCACCUGGUGCGCCACAUGUACGCGCACUCCGGCGAGCAUCUCUUCAAGUGUCCGGCCUGCGAGCUGCACUUCCGGGAGUCCUCCGAGCUGCUCCAGCACGCGUGCACGCCAAGCGGAGAGCGGCCCUUCCGCUGUGGAGAGUGCCAGAAGGCCUUCCGCAGGCCCUCGGACCUGCGGCAGCACGAGCGCACGCAUAGCGAGGAGCGCCCCUUCCAGUGUGACCUGUGCCAGAUGAGCUUCAAGCAGCAGUACGCGCUGCUGCGGCAUCGGCGCACACACAAGACCCCCGGCGCCUCCCCCGAGCCCUUCAAGUGCGCCCUGUGUGAGAAGGGCUUCGCGCAGCCAGGCCACCUGGUCUACCACCAGCACGUGCACAGUCUUGAGAGCAUCUUCAAGUGCGGCGUCUGCCAGAAGGGCUUCGACCAGUCCUCGGAGCUGCUACGGCACAAGUGCUCCCAGAGCGCCGAGCGCCCCUUCAAGUGCACAGUGUGUGCCAAGGCCUACAAGCGUGCCUCGGCCCUGCAGAAGCACCAGCUGGCCCACUGUGCCGAGAAGCCCCUCCGCUGCACGCUCUGUGAGCGCCGCUUCUUCUCAUCCUCCGAAUUUGUGCAGCACCGCUGCGACCCCGCCCGCGAGAAGCCCCUCAAGUGCCCGGACUGCGACAAGCGCUUCAAGUAUGCCUCGGACCUGCAGCGGCACCGGCGUGUGCACACCGGGGAGAAGCCCUACAAGUGCCCCUCCUGUGACAAGGCCUUCAAGCAGCGUGAGCACCUCAAUAAGCACCACAGUGUGCAUGCCCGUGAGCAGCAGUACAAGUGCAUGUGGUGUGGGGAGCGCUUUCUGGACUUGGGACUGCUGCAGGAGCACAGCACCCAGCACACCGCAGAGGGGGCCUAUCAGGUGGCCGCCUGUCUGCCCUGAGCAGCUGGUGCCUGGGCACUGAGGCCAGCCUACCUACCAGGCCUUCCUCCUCGCUGUAGUGGUCUGCACUGUACAGUGUCUUCAAGGAGGUGUCGGUGAAACCACUGUACUAUAGGGGGACACCCUCAUCUCCCCCUCUGUCUGCAGCUCAGAGCCUGAGCUGACCUGGGCAGCUCAACAAGCUUCCCCCCUUCCCCAGCAACAGCUUUGCAGCCUUCUAGUGGCACUGGCCCUUUGGGCCAGUUAGCUCCCUCUCUGUGAGAGAAAUUCAGAGCCACACCGGAUCAGAAACCAAUCUUUUCCUCUUCCCCAGCCCCUAAAAGUGGAAGACCAGCCUGCCAGGCCCUUCCUGAUUUUUUUCAGCCUAAAUAGAAAUGAAACUGGGCCAUAAAGAACAGUCCUGUGGCCUGUGAGAAGAUUGCCAGAGUGCUUGCUGAUACGGAGAGGUCUGCUUUUACCAUGGCACUGGGUUGAUGGUGUGUCCCCAUGGCAGGGGAAUCCAUGGCAAGGGUACCUCCUCCGCUCUUGUCAGCUCCAGAAGGAAGAACCAAACAGAAGCAAUUGGCUGCAGAGGUCAGCCCUGUAGGAGGCUGGUGGCUGUCCAUUGGAGUUGCCACAAGGGCACUGUUUAUGACCAUUUGUUCAAAUAGGAAACAAGACAGAGGCUCCCUUAGCAUUGGGAGAAAAGGUUGAGAGCCUUUCCUGAUGGGGGAGGAAGCUUCUGUCUUCUGAGGGUUAAAAGAUCAAUUUCUCUAUUUUAAGGGCAGCUUACUCUCCGGCCAUUUUGGGGUUGCUUAGCACUUCAUCAUAUGCCAUCUUAAAGUGGCAGACCUUUGCUGGGCAGGAGCACUGUGUACAAUGACCAGAAUGUGUGGACACUGCAGGUGAUGAGGAAACAUCAGAGGGCAGAGAAUGUCACCAAUGACUUUUGUUUUUGUUUUUUGCAGGGCCAUCAGUUCUCCUGCCAUUUUCUUAUUUAAAUAACAAUGUUAGGAGGCUUCUAGUCAGAUUGAAUGGGUGGGAGCUAAGCUUCACCCAAUGCUUGUCCUCAGUCAAGACUAGGUUGGUAGUGAUGGGGAAGGGCAGACUUUCAAGGGAGAGUCUGGUUGAGGUAUCAGGAGUGAGCAUUGUCCCUGGGUAGUCCUUCUGUCACUUGACCCCUUCUUUCCUUUCCGUGUGAAUGAUUCUAUUGAGUCGAGACAGGAAAGGAGCAUUCCAUAGCCAGCAACCUAGGUGGCCCUAUUUGUCUAAGCUCAUGCAGCCCCUGUUGUGGAUGUCACAUGACCAAGGAUGCUUCAGUCAAUGUCUGGACACUUCCUGGGUCAGAGAGGUGGUUCCUGGAGUUCUCUCUGGCUGCU
Molecule: messenger RNA, 3449 nt
Organism: Trichosurus vulpecula (common brushtail)
Lineage: Eukaryota; Metazoa; Chordata; Mammalia; Diprotodontia; Phalangeridae
Gene: ZNF319
Product: zinc finger protein 319
Exons: 2
Coding region: 379-2091 (570 amino acids)
Biological process (GO): regulation of transcription by RNA polymerase II
Molecular function (GO): RNA polymerase II cis-regulatory region sequence-specific DNA binding; DNA-binding transcription factor activity
Source: RefSeq, a predicted model, not a curated record